GGAAAUGACUAUCCUUCGUCUGAUUCGCAGGUGUAACUAGUUCCGUAAAGUGAACCAAUGGGCACAUAGACGGGUCUGGGCAUUACUGUCUGGUUAGACAGCUGUCAAAUCUGUUCCCGCCCCUUCAUAGUGCGUCAUACCAGCUGGUCCCGAGAAUGCGGUGUCAUGGCGACCCUCAUGGAGCGCCUGGCUUUCCUUCAGAAAGUACCCAUUCUAAUGAAAGCCACAGCAGAUGACGAAACACCUUGCCCUGGUUACCUGUUUGAAGAAAUCGGCAAAAUUUCCCAUGACUCAGUGGGGUGGUGCCAGUGCUUGCUGGAGUAUCUGCUGGACCGUCUGCAGGGAGAUUCAUGCCAUGUCAAACUGAAGGUUCUGAAGAUCCUGCUUCACCUGUGCGGUCACGGUUCGCACCACUUCCUGACUGAGCUGCGCCGGAAUGCCACCUUCAUCCAGGAAGUGACAGUGUACAGUGGCCCCCCUGACCCCAUCCACGGUACCACCCUGUAUCAGAAGGUCCGAGCUGCAGCACAGGACCUGGCCUGUCAGCUCUUUACUGAUACAGUGUUACCCCAACCUGCCCUGUCCCCGGUCAGCACUGCUCCCCCUGCCCUGGGAAUGGGCUCGGAGUCUGUGAUCAGAUCUGGCAUGCAGGGAUUCGGUUAUAGCCCCAGAAAACACACCUCCGGUGGGGGCACUCUGCUGGACAGGAUCCAGAAGGCUGCAGAGGUGGUGGCCAGCGCUGUGCUCCCUCCCACUGAACAGCAGGGCAUCCGUCUCCACGACAACCACUAUCGUGCGGUGAUGGCACCCUCUGCUGCCGUGGAGGUGGCAGUGCCUGCAUGCUCCUACAACCUGCCUUCUCAUGGGCUCAAAGCCGAGCAGCGGAGUCCAGGCCAGGUGGGCGGCGGCUGGGAGGAGACUGACAGCGGGCACAGCUCCCAUGAUUCCUCUCAGGAGAACGGCAACGCCAGCCGGGCAUCGGGGACGGACAGCCAGUCUGGAGCCAGCCGGGAGAGCGGUGACCUGUCGGAACGGGUGGAAGCCAUGCACCUUGGAGACUGUUGCCAGGAGACCAUGCUUAUCAACAACCUGACUGACGGCCCCAAGGUCUUCCUGUCCAGGGAGGAAGUGCAGCGCUUCAUCAAAGAGUGCUCCAUACUCAACUGUGAGGUGGUGGUGGAACUGCUCUGUCGCAAGCUUCAGGACCCCACACACACUGCCCAAAUGAGGGCGCUCUCUGCCAUUGCCUGUCUGAUGUCAUCUGACCUGCUGUCUCUGGAUCACAUAUUUGGGGUGACCCACAAGCACCUGGGACACCUGAGCAAAGGCCCCCCGGGGCCAGCGGCCAACAAGGCCACCAAGCUCCUGAGGCAGUUUGAGGCUCUGAUGGGAACCCAGGUGGGCGUGGCCCGAGCGGGCGUGGCAGGGGCUGGGCCCCUCCCUCUGGACUCUGCCUCCAAGCUCCCAGACGGGGGUGUGUCACUCGCUGCUGCCAGCAGGGGGGGCCCUGCACUGGGCUCAGCUCCGGGUGGGGCUCCCAAUCCCAAACCCGCCCGCCAGGUCGACCCCCCGUCAGUGUCAGAGGCGGGGUGGGGGCCUGUUACCACAGAGAGCAGUACCGUGGAGACGCCAGUCCGUUACCAUGGUGAAGAGGAGGGUGGGGGACAGGCGGAGUCUUCCUCAGACUGGCACACCCACACGGACACUCGGCCAUCUUUGUUCAGCGGAAUGCAGCUACUGAGGCCCAAACCUGUCUGUGCCAGCGCCACGCCCACGCUGACUGACAGGGCUGCCACGCCCACUCUGCCAGACAGGGCUGCCACGCCCACUCUGCCGGACAGGGCUGCCACGCCCACUCUGACUGACAGGGCUGCCCCGCCCACUCUGACUGACAGGGCUGCCACGCCCACUCUGACUGACAGGGCUGCCCCGCCCACUCUGACUGACAGGGCUGCCCCGCCCACUCUGCCGGACAGGGCUGCCACGCCCACUCUGACUGACGGGGCUGCCCCGCCCACUCUGCCGGACAGGGCUGCCACGCCCACUCUGACUGACAGGGCUGCCCCGCCCACUCUGACUGACAGGGCUGCCCCGCCCACUCUGCCAGACAGGGCUGCCACGCCCACUCUGCCGGACAGGGUUGCCCCGCCCACUCUGGUGGACAGGGCCGUGGCCAUGGAAAGCGACUCAAACACAGACCUCCCCAGUGAGACACGCCCAUCCCAUGAUCCGCCCCCCUCGGCCCCCCCAGAACAACGCUCUGCCUUCUCCUUCCUCAAUGUCUGACCUGCCCCCAGCCCCCC
Molecule: messenger RNA, 2303 nt
Organism: Anguilla anguilla (European eel)
Lineage: Eukaryota; Metazoa; Chordata; Actinopteri; Anguilliformes; Anguillidae
Gene: tepsin
Product: TEPSIN adaptor related protein complex 4 accessory protein
Exons: 13
Coding region: 166-2286 (706 amino acids)
Cellular component (GO): trans-Golgi network membrane
Source: RefSeq, a predicted model, not a curated record